GGUUGAAUUCUUAUUAGUUUGAGUUCGAACUCCGUAAGCUAUAGACCGAAAAAAUAAUAAGACGUGGUAAAAUUGUGGUUUGAAUUUGAAUGAAUCCAAAAUAAAUUUCAAAAUUUUCAAAAUUUCACUACUAUUUUAUAAUAAUUUAUGACUAAUUUGCAAAUUUCACUAUUUGUAUAAUCGUUAUAAAUCAGAAAAUCACCCAGGAAGUUAAUAAUGACCGACGAAGAAGUGAUCAAAAGACGCCUGAUUUUCGAUGGAGAUGGCACAGGAGAUGACAGACGUUUCAAUCUGAUGAUAAAGAUGAUAACCAAAUGGGUGAACAACUCAGAAGAAUCUCAAGAAGACAGCAGCCAGAUGUAUGAUAAGAUUCUAGCACAGCUCAGCAUGAUAGAGCAUUCACGCAAGAGAUCAGAACUGAUAACAAAAUCUAAUGAUGAUCAGCUUAUCAAGUAUCACAAUUUACAUGCUGAUUAUGAGGAGAGAAUCAGCAAUAUCAAGGAAGAAAUAGCAAAUCAAUGCUUAGAGCUGGAAAAGGCAAAGACAAUCAAACAAAAUAGGAUCCAAUAUGACCUGUUAGCUAAAGCAAUUGAUGCAGAACCACCUAGAACCGACAUGAACAAACAGUUGAUAUCAUUGCAGAAGCAACUCAGGGAUUUGGGGGAGGAGAAACACAGGUUAGAACAGAAAUUGGAGAAGAGAAAGAAGCAGUUUCAUGUGCUGUCAACUUCUGCUAAUAUGCUUCAGGUUUUGUUGAAUGAGGAGGAGGAGAAGGGAGUGAUGGAAGUUAAUACUUCUCUGGAUGAUGUUAAUACAAAUAGCCCAGAACCAAUGUCUGAGUGAAUGUUUUGUAAAAUGUACAACUAGUGUAGAUCUUAAUCAUUUCAUUUUUCUUCUAGUAAAAUGAGUUUGUAUUGAAGGUUCACAUUUCAUUUCUCCAAAGUAUAUAUUAUGUUCAAACAUGAAAAUUCAAAAUUAACUUAAAGCAUAGAACAUUUG
Messenger RNA from Phaedon cochleariae (mustard beetle), 999 nucleotides. The record is from the annotation of a GenBank genome assembly. NCBI's taxonomy places the organism in Eukaryota, Metazoa, Arthropoda, Insecta, Coleoptera, Chrysomelidae.